Molecule: messenger RNA, 1386 nt
Organism: Fusarium vanettenii 77-13-4
Lineage: Eukaryota; Fungi; Ascomycota; Sordariomycetes; Hypocreales; Nectriaceae
Exons: 2
Coding region: 1-1386 (461 amino acids)
Source: RefSeq, a predicted model, not a curated record
AUGUUGGCCAUGUCCAAAAUGUCCAACCCUGCGCUGCGGAUGUCUGUCCUUGCAGCAGCAGCGGUUACCCUUCUCGUCAUUCUUUUCACCUUUUUCCAAGAGCCCUUGAAGGCCCCUCUAGACUAUGCUCACCAAAAGGCACAACAAUACUGCGACCAAGAUCAUUCCACCCCGGGUACCAAUGCCGAAGAAUUAGCUUCGGAUGACCCUGUCCCAGCAGAGGCCCGCAACUGUGUCGAUCCCUAUCGUCGCCCCGGCUAUCUCUACAUCCCGCAAGACUCAAAGCAGUACCACGAGACGAGAUACAUCCCAUACACCGAAGAAUAUCUCAACGCCGACGCCCCCGAGUACGCGCAAUACCCCGCUGCCGAGGGUGAGCUCAUCUUCAACGCGACCGAAGUCGAAACCGAGUUCCUCGAGUCCCCCGCCAACCCGCAGCCAUGGAUGCAAAAGGCUGUGGCCGAACACCGACGCCGAACCGAGGCCGCUCAACAGUCCAAGGAAGGAAAUCUUACGGUUGAAGACUUUGUCAGCAUGAAGAACGAUGCCGAACUUGGCUGGCUCUGGGGACGUCGCGUUGUCAUGUUCAGCGACUCUGUCGAUCGUUACAUGACACAGUUUUUCUGCGAAGAGUUUGACGGCGAGAUUACUUUCCCCGUGAAAGACGAGUCUGGACGAUUCUCUAAGGGCAUCUGCGACGUGCCCGCCUUCAACCUCACCCUCGUAUACCUCCACUCGACCGGAUCCUUCACCUACAAGCCCAAGUGGUGGUGGAAGCCCAAGAUCAAGUACGUUGCCUGGGAGGAGCGCUGGGAGAAGCUGUGGAAGCCCCAUGAGUCUCCCAUCCAGGGAGAAAAGGGCCGUCCCGAUCUUAUCCUCUGGCAGAACGGCCUUUGGGACCAGCGCGCUUUCUGGGAGGGUGGUUCAGCCAUGCAUAACCCUGAAGAGCUGCGCAUCGCUGAAAAGGGAAGACAGAUGGUGUGGCAGGAGGUGCGAUUUGUGACGGCUCGUAUCAGAAAGAUUGCGCAGCGUCUAAACGACGAGUUUGGCGCAGAUGCUCCUAUCAUGUUCAGGUCCUUGACUGUUCACCGAGAAACUGGCAUGGGAGAUGCCAUCAUGUUUGAUCUCGACCGUCUCGGAAGAGCCGUCGCCGAGCAAGCAGGACACGAGGUCUUCGAAUGGGGUCGUCUCAUCACCCUCCUCGGAACCUUGUAUAGAGACCAAAUGCACCCAGGCAAGGGACCUGGAAGCUGGCUCUGGGGCAACAUGCUCCUCGAGUACCUAGCGAGAUCCGUUGGAUCCAAGGUCGGCGGCGAGACAAGAUCACCGUUCUUUGACGGAUGGGAUGCCUGCCACAAGGAUCUGUCAGGCUGGGGAGGACGAUAA